AUGGUGUUUCUGCCCAAUCUUCUUGGAGGUAUUGGGGAUGUUCUUGGCGAUAAAUUUGUUGUGCCUGGGCAGAAAGAUAUAGUGGUGGUGCCUAGUUCUUCAAAGGCAUCACCUUCAUCGUUUAUUGGCUUGCUCUUAGUUGAUCCUGGUUCUAGCUCGGUGCUUGGGGGUGCACUAGGCUUGGCGGUUACUAAGGAUUCCUUAUUGUCAGAAGACAUUGCCGCCCAUGAGUGGAGUAGUUGUGCUCAUCUACCGGCCACAAUGGAGUUGCAUGCGGGCCAGUCAGGCACUCGUAUGGCUGGUGACCUUUGA
Molecule: messenger RNA, 312 nt
Organism: Lactuca saligna
Lineage: Eukaryota; Viridiplantae; Streptophyta; Magnoliopsida; Asterales; Asteraceae
Source: the annotation of a GenBank genome assembly